This is a messenger RNA of Cyprinodon tularosa, 2136 nucleotides long. Its product is annotated as ribonuclease P protein subunit p25-like. The transcript is spliced from 2 exons. Gene Ontology annotation, cellular component: ribonuclease MRP complex. Lineage: Eukaryota; Metazoa; Chordata; Actinopteri; Cyprinodontiformes; Cyprinodontidae. Gene Ontology annotation, molecular function: RNA binding. The record is from RefSeq and is a predicted model, not a curated record. Gene Ontology annotation, biological process: tRNA 5'-leader removal. Bases 761 to 1600 code for a protein of 279 amino acids.
CCAUUCCCUCUUGCUUCCCCUCAGCCACACAGACACUCCUCCUGUGAGCAUUUGUUAGGCAGCUCCUGUCCCUUAUGUCUCUUUGUAGGGAACAGAGCAGAGUUCCUAGAGCACCACUGAAGACAAGAUACAUCUCUAGGGACAACACCCGGGCUGCAGACUUCUAUGCACCCCUGGUCACAGCUUCAACGGAUCCCAAAACUGGGCAUGUGGAAAGGAAAGACAUAGCAACUUGAGCAAGGGGAGCCUAAUUCAAAAGUCCAGAAGAAGAGGUGGAAAUAAAAAUAAAAUAAACAAACCAAGAGGUCACUUCAGAAAUGAAGAGAAGAUGAACAGCAGGUCAGAGUCGUCAACGCUGGAUUGGACCGCAAAAGAAAAAGGUGGAGUCCCGAUAUGAGCUUUCAGUUUCUCUUCAAAAAAAGUUUUGGAAUCUGGAACACGUUCCAAAUAGGCGAUGGUGGUUUGAAAAUGAGAAGCUCUUUAAAGAACAUCUUGAAAGGUCCCAACAGUGCUUUUAAUUCAUCAGCCAGGAAUUAAUCUUAUCUCUUCAACUUUCUCUGAGAAGGAACAUUAAAAUCUUUGUUGAUAGAGCUCUUGGGGAGUGAGUAAUAUUUCUUAUACACAAUCUUAAAACUACAGCUGUUGACUGGAGACAGACAGAACUGCCAAGUGCUUAAGAAAAUUAUGUUUUUGCUUAGUUCUAUAAUGGAUAAGCCUGUAUUUGGACUAACUAUAUAUUGAUGCACUGGGGAGAGGAGAAAUGUUUACAGGAUGUGGAGUGUUCAGUGGCCAUAACCACUGUCUGCCUAACAGCAAUGUCACACAACAACCUGGACUGGAGGUAAAGAGAACAAACCAGACUGCUAAUGGAGUAAACCAAGGGACUGGCCCUUUUUAUGAGGGUCAAAGUUAUACAAACACUAUAAUGCAACCUGCGUUUAACAACAGUCUUUCUGACACAAUAAAACCUCCACUGUUGCCACCCUCUCCAGCGGCUGUUAAACUAGGGCAGGAAGGUUUCAAAAAAGUUUGCCGUACUGAGGAGGACAGCCCCUGUCCCUUUCCAGGUCUGGCUUCUGGGGUGCUGGAGAUGCGUGUCAAAGAGGGUAGCAAGAUCCGCAACCUAAUGGGAUUUGCUAUGGCUCGGAUGCAAGGAGAAAAGACUGGAAGUGCGGGAGGUGGGACCGUCAGUGGGCUCAGGCAGGUUGUAUUCACUGGGUCAGGUCGCGCCGUCACAAAGACCAUCACCUGUGCUGAGAUUAUGAAACGAAAAGUGGGCUGUCUGCAUCAAAUGACUAAGCUCAGGUACAAAGUGGUGAAAGAAGUUUGGGAGAGCAACCAGGGGGCUGCAUCUGAGAUGACGGUGCACAGGACUGUACCUUCGAUCAGCAUCCUUCUUUCUAAGGAUCCUCUGGAUCCUCAGGAGCCAGGCUAUCAGCCACCAGAGGCUUUUAGCUCAUUGUGGGAAGACAGAGGAGGGACUGAUCCUGCAACACAAACAACAUUCAAGAGACCUUUUGGACCGCUGCCACACAGCAGCUUCCCGCGCUGUAAGAAGCCAUGUUUGGAGCAAGGAGACUCAGUUCUUCCACCUAACUGACUAUCUGAAUCCCUGUCACAGUGAAGAAGAUUGAAUCAGCAAAGUUCAUUUGGCGCUGCACUCCACUCUAGCACAAUGCUGAGACAAUCAGAACGUUCACUCAGUCAGAACAGGGCUUUCUUAUUAGAACUGAAUCCCAAUUCAAGCUUCAGGAGGUCAGUUUGACUGAGGCUGAAAAGCUUGCUUCUGCACUUACAGUACAGAUUUAUGGCCCUUGACAUCACAACUGUCAUAAUAUGUGUGCUUGUGUUGUUUGAUGACCAACAUAUUGAAAUCAUACUUCACAGCAACUGCAUCUAAAUGAAGCCAUUGAUUGCACAAGUCAGCUAUAUAUGAAUUGGGGAUAAAACUAUUCAUCAGUAUAAAAUAAAUUCUGUCAAUAAAUAGCCUUAAAUUAAGCUGUUCAGAUAAACAGAUAAAUGAUUUUAUAUAAAUAAGAACAACUCAAAUUAUUGAUGGUAUAAAAAUGCAAUAUGUACCAGUUUAGUUUGUCUAACUAUCAAUCUUCACGUGAAAAUAAAAUUUUUAUUUCUGAA